UGAAAGCCAUGCUAUAUAGUAUAGAAUCAGGUCCUUAUAUGCUAUAUUUCACAAUAGUAUAGCUUAGGCUGAAAAGAGCUUGAGUGUUUGACGAGAACGAAUACUAGCGUUUGCCGACCUUGUCCUCGACCCGAAACAAUAUCCAAGUGACUUUGUGUUUGACACAGACGAUGUCAACUUUCCAGUAGAAAAACUUCGCUUUCUGGGUUUAAUGGGGCUCAUAGAUCCACCAAGAGAAGAGGUCCGUUCAGCGAUACAGCGCGUGCGUGAAGCUGGCGUGCGUGUCAUGAUGGUGACCGGAGACCAUCCCGGAACCGCACGGGCCGUGGCUGAGGAGGUGGGCAUAGCAACCACGGACAAGUGCCACGUCAUAACGGGCACGGAGCUGAGGAACAUGACGCCCGACCUUCUGUAUCUCAUGCUUGAAAAACAUUACGAAAUCGUUUUCGCCCGCACAUCUCCAACUCAAAAGCUCCAAAUAGUAGAAGCCUGCCAGCGCCAGGGAAGCAUCGUGGCUGUGACGGGUGAUGGAGUAAAUGAUGCACCAGCUCUCCGAAGGGCCGAUAUUGGAAUCUCCAUGGGAAUCACUGGAUCACAAGUGUCGAAGCAAACGGCAGAUAUCAUUUUAAUGGACGAUAAUUUCGCAACGAUUGUAACGGGGAUUGAAGAAGGACGCAAAAUAUUUGACAAUUUAAAGAAGUCAGUUUGCUACAUACUUAUAUCGAACGUGCCGGAAGUAAUACCAGUUCUCAUGUUUAUUUUAUUCUCGAUACCUCUACCGCUCGGAGUGAUGACAAUAUUAUGUGUAGACCUUGGGACGGACAUGUGGCCAGCAGUUUCUUUAUCACAUGAAAAAGCUGAGCAAGACAUUAUGGAUAGGCCUCCACGUAAAUCUGAUUCUCUCGUAUCUGCAUCAAUGCUAAGACUGGUCUAUGGACAUCUUGGUCUAAUAGAGUUUGCUGCGGGCAUAUACGCAUACUUUAUAGUCAUGGCUGAACACGGAUUCUACCCACGCCAAUUAUUUGGUAUAAGAGAGAGAUGGGAUAACGAGGCGGUGAGUGACGUUGAGGAUUCACUUGGUCAGGAGUGGACUUACGGGAAGAGGAAGGAAUUGGAACGCGUGUGCCAAGCAGCUUUUUUCGUAGCUAUCGUCAUAACGCAAAUGAUGAAUGGAAUUAUUUGCAAAACCAGAUACAACUCCAUUUUUCAAGUCGGUAUGAAAAAUAGAAUUCUAAAUAUCGGAUUAGUUGUCGAGAUAAUUGUUGCCGCUGCAGUAUGUUAUACACCAGGAGUGAAUAAUUUCUUCAGGACAUAUCCUUUGAAAUUGAGAUGGUACAGCUACAUAUCUCUAGCUACGGAUACAUUGCUGUCACCGUUUAAUGACAAGAUCUUAUCUAUCCAUAGUUAUGUCCAAUAUAGUAAUAGUCCAAUGCUUUAUGGCGAUAGGUUAUUGAAAUGUAAGUAAGGGUAAAAGGAUAGAUUUGUCUACCUCUAGUAAGUUAAACUAAGGAUAGAUAGGUUAUUGAAAACGGCCGUAAACCGAGAUCAGAGUGAUUCGGAUAUCAAUUUCUUAAGCAACUCAAAUAAUAUUAAUAAAUUAGAAAUACAAGAUGCCUUCAUUAAGUGUAGUUUUGAAGAAUUAUAAGAAAUAGAAUAGACAUG
This is a messenger RNA of Leptidea sinapis, 1662 nucleotides long. Its product is annotated as sodium/potassium-transporting ATPase subunit alpha-B-like. NCBI's taxonomy places the organism in Eukaryota, Metazoa, Arthropoda, Insecta, Lepidoptera, Pieridae. The transcript is spliced from 9 exons. Gene Ontology annotation, cellular component: membrane. Bases 212 to 1465 code for a protein of 417 amino acids. Gene Ontology annotation, molecular function: ATP hydrolysis activity; ATP binding; P-type sodium:potassium-exchanging transporter activity. The record is from RefSeq and is a predicted model, not a curated record. Gene Ontology annotation, biological process: proton transmembrane transport; sodium ion export across plasma membrane; intracellular potassium ion homeostasis.